UCGCUGCGCGCUCGGGUCAGGUGCGCGCCGGGAGAGCGACUCCAAAACGCGCAGCUGCAAAGCUGAUUUAACGCUGCACAAAAACCGAGAUCGCUUUGAAAUAUACACAAAUAUAAUAUAGAAAGCUAAGAGGGGGAUUUACCGAAGUCUCGACACAAAGACACAGGAGAGCAACAAUACUGUCUGCAGGAACGCUGAUGGAAACGUACCUGACCAUAAACCCUUGCCCAGAAAAUUCCGUGCAAUGAAGCAGCACAGACCAGCUGCAGGUGCCUUUGAUUACCUUUUAACUUAAUCCGAAGAGCAAAGAAUAAAUAAUGAACUUGACAGACUCUGUUUGGCUCUUGGAAGAGCCCUGGAACCUCAGCCGUGUGGAGGAGGAGGAGGACGAGAAACUUUUAUUCGGGAUCGGCACGGAUAAUUUCAUCACGCUUCUGGUUUUCGGGCUCAUCUUUACGCUCGGCGUGCUGGGCAACUCCAUGGUGAUCACCGUGCUGGCCCGGAGCAAACCGGGAAAACCUCGAAGCACCACCAACAUAUUCAUCCUGAACCUAAGCAUAGCAGACCUGUCUUACUUGCUCUUCUGCAUCCCUUUCCAGUCCACUAUCUACAUGAUGCCCACUUGGGUGCUCGGUGCGUUUAUUUGCAAAUUCAUCCACUACUUCUUCACUGUUUCUAUGCUGGUCAGCAUCUUCACCCUAUCCGCUAUGUCAGUGGACCGAUACAUUGCCAUCGUUCACUCCAGAAAGUCGUCCUCUAUUCGGGUGGCGAAGCACGCUCUUAUUGGUGUGGUGGUGAUUUGGAUACUCUCCCUGGCCAUGGCUGCGCCUAUCAUGUAUUACCAGAAUAUUUUUCAGAGAGGGGAAAAUCACACCUUUUGCUGGGAAGUGUGGCCGGAUCAGAACCAGAAGAAGAUCUAUGUGGUUUGCACGUUUAUCUUUGGUUAUGUGCUGCCUCUGCUGCUCAUUUCUUUCUGUUAUGCAAAGGUGUUAAAUCACUUGCACAAAAAACUAAGAAAUAUGUCCAAAAAGUCAGAGGCAUCAAAGAAAAAGACUGCUCAGACGGUGCUUGUGGUGGUGGUGGUGUUCUGCCUGUCGUGGCUCCCUCAUCAUGUAGUUCACCUCUGGGUGGAGUUUGGGACCUUCCCGCUAAACCAAGCCUCCUUUGUAUUGCGGGUGGCUGCACACUGCCUGGCGUACAGCAAUUCAUCAGUCAACCCGGUCAUCUACGCCUUCCUGUCGGAGAACUUCAGAAAGGCCUAUAAGCAGGUGUUUAAAUGCCAGAUUAGAACCAGUGACUCCCCGCUCAAUGACAUCAAGGACAUUCGUAGCAAAGCGGAUACGCCGCCCUCAACUAACUGCACAAAUGUUUGACUUUUUCUUUUUCUGUCGCAUGGAUAUCGCGAAAGCUGUAAUAUUCCACAUAAGCGCUGUUAAUUUCACCUGGACUAGAGGGGAUAAGGCACCAGUGACUGCAGGACACGAUUACUGCCUCUUUGAUCCGGCUGUGAUUGCUACUGUACAUGUCAUCACUAAUGGAAAAAAAAAACCUGUCUGAAACUGAGAAAAAGUCAUCCUUCUUCGACAGUGACCUCUCUUAAACUGUAGAAAGUGAGUUUAUUCAAAUCAAUGAAUUUAAAACUCUGCAUGAGGAAAAGAAAAACAAGAUUGGUGCAGGUCUAAUAAGUGGAAAUUUUUCAUAAAAAGUAAGAGUUGUAUUAAAAGAAGCAACACAUAUAUACCUGUAAUACAGUCUGUUUAAAUAAAUAAAUAAAUACUUGUAUGAUUUUGCAGGAUUUGGAUUAUUCAAUGAAGAAGUAGUAAAGGAUCACAAAAUUCAUGCAUCUGAUCCAGUGGUUGUUUUGCCAUCUUUGUUUCUUUAGUGAUGAAAGAGGUAUAGGAUAACAUGCUAGCUGAGCUAGCUUGAAUGAGCUCCUCUUAGCUAGCUGUUUCUAAAACAGGUGGCUCCUAGCUACAUCCAAAACUGUUUCUACAAAUUACAUGUCAUAAACUAGACACAUUUAAGCCCAGUUUACGUGUUGCUAACUACUUUUAGCUUGGUAUGCUAAUGUUAACCCUGAAAACCUGGACAGUGAAAGCAAACAAUGGUUUUCCGAAGACAGGAGUGUGAUUAUGGCGCAAUAACUCUAAAAAGCUACUCUUUUGUUUCAUAAAAAGGGUCUAGGAUAUGAAGGUCUUUAAUAGUCCUAAUGUGCUUGUGAAUUCUAGUUAAAUUAGUACCAAAAAGGCCCUUUUUAAAAAAGAUUAGCAAGCAUGACUCACUAAUAUCAUGGAAACAUACAAUUUUGUUUCAAGUUAAGUUGAAUGAAAGUUGGCUAAUAUUUAACUCUGUAGUGGAUAACUUUUCUUUAUUUUGUCUGUUGUUACAGACACCAGAUUGAGAAUUAAAACCAGUGCCAAAACUAGUUUACCAGGAAACUAUAGGUGCCCAUAGACUAAAUCAACAUUGUCUUAAUUUAUUUGGCAAUGACUUGAUUGUAAUCCCCGUAGUCCAUCUUUAGGGUUUAAGAGCCUGUUUUGAUUUGAUUGAACUAUCAAACAUGCUUUAUAAUCAUCUUAAAGCAAAUUUCAUAUGACUACAGACAAUAUUUUUGUGUAAUAGACCUCUGGAGUUUGUGGUCAGUAUCACAGCCAUCUGUUUGGCAAAUAGUCUGCUGUACCUCCCAUUGAGGAAAAAAUAUGAAAGACUGGAACUAAAAGAUUUUUUUAAUUGUUUUUCUACAUAUUGAAGUUGUAAUCAUCACUGUGUGUGUUUUGGGGUUGUUAAAUAAGGUACAUCUUAACUGCACUCAUGACAAGGAUCAUAUACAUGAGUAUUAAAUGAGUAACAUUUUUCAAGUAAGCUGUCCAUCCCUGCUGAUGGUCCUUCACCGUAGAUUAAAAAUAAAAGACCUACUAUUUAAGUUGCACUCUGCUUGAGAAACAAUGUAUUUUAUUAUUACAUUUGGUUGUAAAUACUAAAAGCUAAAGCUUAUAUUCACAUAUGUCUUUGGAAAUCUUGCUGUACUUGCUUAUGAUGCUACGUAAACAGUUUUCAGAUUGUGUUGUGCUGUAUCAAUCAGCCUGGCUGUUGAAUGUACCGAUGCUUGUUGUACUUUUCCUGGUAGCCAUCUUUGUAACCAAGAAAACAACAGAACAAUGGAAAUGAAGAAUUUUAAUGUUGUACAAUAUAUGUGAUGUGCCAAAUCACCAUAUAGUAGCUUUAUCUCAGUGCAACAAAAUAAUUUAAACUACACAAGAUGAGAGCUUUAAAUACAGUACUGCUCGGUAUUCUCUGUAACCACAAAUACUCUGCUUAAGAUUUUAGUCCACAGCACCAUCUUUCUCCUGAGAACAGCAAAUACCGGUAAUCAGGGUCAUCCGAGUCUUGCCCUCGCUCUCAUUGAGGCUCUUAGAUGUGAGAGUCGAGGCUUUUUCUGACAGAGAUGCAGUUGAUGACUUUGCUCACUGUAUUGCUGACUGCACAGAUAAUUAUACCUACAAAGGACUCAGGAUUCUUUCUUUCUUUCUUUCUUUCUUUCUUUCUUUCUUUCUUUCUUUCUUUCUUUCUUUCUUUCUUUCUUUCUUUCUUUCUUUCUUUCUUUCUUUCUUUCUUUUUAAAUAGGACGUGCUUGGAAACCACAUCCUGAUGGUGUAGGGAACAUAGCUACUGAUUUCCGUAAAAAGAGUUAAUGAACAACAUUUUUCUUUUUAAUCAAGAAUGUAUUUUCAGUUUGAUAUCACUUUUUAUUGCAGUCCCCAAAUUACAGUAUAACUGUUUUAGUAAUUAUAGACUACUGAUCAAUAUUAAUCAUAUGUUUAGGCAUAUCUAAGUACAGGAGAAGAAGAUCAGAGGAUACAGACUAAGUGGUUCCAGCUUUUAUUCUGCUUUAUUUGUGUACUUUUUAUUAUUACUGCUAACGCUGUGAGCUCUUUUAAUUUCUAGGCUCUAUGAGAAUUUUAUCCCUGCGUUCCCUUUGGUAUUUACUGUUUCAUGAGUACAAUGAAUAUACUGUAACUGUAAUGUGACGGCUAUUUUCUUACAUGUUUUAUUUUCAUUUUGAAAUGUAGAUUUAUGGAUUAAACUUUCUUUCUUUUUUUUUUUCUUCAAAAUUCAUCUACUCCAUGCUCAGUAAAAUGUUUUUUCUCAUAAAUAAAAAUGGAAUUAAAAACAGUAUGGUAAAACCAAAUGUAUGCACAUACCAUUUUGUGAGUAAAUGCAAUAAAUGUAAUUCUUUCUAACUGUAAGUUUCUGGAGAGACACACAUUUGUACAACUUUUAGUCAUUUUGUUUAGUGUGGCUUGCUUUUUGACUCUGAUUCCUGUAUUAAAACAGCUGUGAUAUAAAAUCAAAAUCUGACAAAACAAUUAUAUAACUCUCUUUUAAGUAUAUUGAUAUCUGGAUUGUAUUAUGAAAUAUAUUCAGGCUUUUGAUUGUGUCUUAUGCAGUGCUGCUUGUAUUAUAGUCACAUUAAACUCUGGC
Messenger RNA from Maylandia zebra (zebra mbuna), 4482 nucleotides. Its product is annotated as galanin receptor type 1. The record is from RefSeq and is a predicted model, not a curated record. NCBI's taxonomy places the organism in Eukaryota, Metazoa, Chordata, Actinopteri, Cichliformes, Cichlidae. Gene Ontology annotation, biological process: G protein-coupled receptor signaling pathway; negative regulation of adenylate cyclase activity; positive regulation of cytosolic calcium ion concentration. Gene Ontology annotation, molecular function: galanin receptor activity. Gene Ontology annotation, cellular component: plasma membrane.